Anolis carolinensis (green anole) is the source of this 6101-nucleotide messenger RNA. It is a transcript of the gene sik2, whose product is annotated as salt inducible kinase 2. Gene Ontology annotation, biological process: protein phosphorylation; intracellular signal transduction. NCBI's taxonomy places the organism in Eukaryota, Metazoa, Chordata, Lepidosauria, Squamata, Anolidae. The record is from RefSeq and is a predicted model, not a curated record. Gene Ontology annotation, molecular function: ATP binding; protein serine/threonine kinase activity. Gene Ontology annotation, cellular component: cytoplasm. The transcript has 15 exons. Bases 80 to 2920 code for a protein of 946 amino acids.
CGGAGCUGUCUCGGCGGCUCAGUCCUCCGCGAGGUAGCGGCGGAGGCGGACGUGGCUGGGAGGGGCUGCGCAGGGCAGCAUGGUGAUGGCCGAGCCCCGGCGCCUUCCCCCGGCCGCCGCUCCGGCCUCGCCCGCCUCCUCCUCGCUCCUGCUCCCGCCGCCGCCGCCGCCUCCUCCGCCCCGAGGGGGUCCCGGCCCGGUCCGCGUCGGCUUCUACGAGAUCGAGGGCACGCUGGGCAAGGGCAACUUCGCCGUGGUCAAGCUGGGCCGGCACCGCAUCACCCGCAGCGAGGUGGCGAUAAAGAUUAUUGACAAGUCUCAGCUGGAUUCUGUGAACCUGGAGAAGAUUUAUCGCGAAGUGCAGAUCAUGAAAAUGCUGGAUCAUCCACACAUCAUCAAGCUUUAUCAGGUGAUGGAGACCAAGAGUAUGUUGUACCUGGUGACGGAAUAUGCCAAAAAUGGAGAAAUAUUCGAUUACCUUGCGAACCACGGCCGCUUGAGCGAGUCGGAGGCCAGGCGUAAGUUCUGGCAAAUCCUCUCUGCGGUGGAAUACUGUCACAGCCGGAAGAUUGUGCACCGUGACCUCAAAGCCGAAAACCUCCUGCUUGAUAACAACAUGAAUAUUAAAAUUGCAGAUUUUGGGUUUGGCAACUUCUACAAGAGCGGCGAGCCCCUGACGACGUGGUGCGGGAGCCCCCCCUACGCAGCCCCCGAGGUCUUCGAAGGGCAGCAGUACGAGGGUCCGCAGCUGGAUAUUUGGAGCAUGGGUGUUGUCCUCUACGUUUUAGUCUGCGGAGCCCUGCCUUUUGACGGUCCAACCCUCCCCAUCCUGAGGCAGCGGGUUCUGGAAGGAAGAUUCCGGAUACCCUAUUUCAUGUCCGAAGAGUGCGAGCACCUUAUCCGGAGGAUGCUGGUCCUGGACCCUUCCAAGAGGCUGACCAUCGCGCAGAUUAAGGAGCACAAGUGGAUGCUGGUGGAGGUCCCUGUCCAGAGGCCGGUUCUCUACCCUCCGGGGCAGGAGAACGAGCCUUCCCUUGGGGAGUACAACGAGCAAGUGUUGCGGUUGAUGCACAGCCUGGGAAUCGACCAGCAGAAGACCAUUGAGUCCCUCCAGAACAAGAGCUACAACCACUUUGCUGCUAUCUACUACUUGCUGGUGGAGAGGCUCAAGUCCCACCGCAGUAGCUUCCCAGUGGAGCAGCGGCUGGAUUCCCGGCAGCGGCGGCCAAGCACCAUCGCGGAGCAGACGGUCGCCAAGGCCCAGGCCUCCAUGCCUCCCGUCAGUCUGCGUCCCCAGAACGUGCGGCUGCUGAGGUCUCCCGGCCUCCCACCAGCGUCUGCUGCUGAAGCCUUCUCCUUCCCGCUGUCGGCCUGCCAGGCGGAGUCUGCUUUCAUGGAGGAAGAGAGAAUCGACACGCCAAAGGUGAACGGCUGCCUGCUGGACCCAGUGCCCCCGAUGAUGGUCCGGAAGGGCUGCCAGUCCCUGCCGAGCAGCAUGAUGGAGACCUCCAUCGACGAGGGGAUCGAGACGGAAGGGGAGACGGAAGAGGACCCGGCACAAGCCUUUGCCGCCCUGCAAGCCACCCGCUGCGGGAAGAGGAGGCACACGCUGGCCGAGGUCACCAACCAGCUGAUGGUCAUGCCGGGCACAGGGAAGGUCUUCUCCGUGGAGGAGAACCCAUCCUUGAGCAGCGUGGACUCCGAGUACGACAUGGGCUCCAUCCAGAGGGACCUCAACUUCCUGGAAGACGGCCCCGCCUUGAAGGAAGUGGUCCUGGCCAACCCGCCGGCUCCUCGGAUGACGCCGCCGCUGCCCUUCAUUGGCCUGAGACCCGCCAACCCCGCCAUGCAGGCCCUGGCCCCCCACAAGCGAGAGGCCCACAACCGCUCCCCUGUCAGCUUCCGAGAGGGACGCCGGGCGUCCGACACGUCCCUGACACAAGGAAUCGUAGCGUUUCGGCAGCACCUCCAGCACCUGGCGAGAACCAAAGGGAUCCUGGAGCUGAAUAAAGUCCAGCUGUUUUACGAACAGAUGAGGGCCGAAGACGCGCCGGCCUUGGGGGGCCCUUCUCCUCAGCUUCAGGACCUUCAGGACCUCAGGAGUGCUCCACAGCAGGAGGAGGCUUCCCAGCCACCGGAUGCCACCGGGGCCUUCCCAAACGGCUUGCACCCACAGCUGCUCUCGAGGCGGCAGAGCUUAGAAACACAGUAUUUGCAGCACAGGCUCCAGAAGCCCAACCUGCUUUCCAAAGCUCAAAAUGCCUGCCAGGUGUUUUGCAAGGAGUUGCCCCGGAGCCUGGAGCAGCAGUUACAGGAGCACAGGCUCCACCAGAAGCGCCUGUUCCUGCAGAAGCAGUCCCAGCUGCAGGCCUACUUCAACCAGAUGCAGAUAGCGGAGAGUUCGUACCCGGGGCCCAGCCAGCUGCCGCUCCCUUGCCCCGAGGACCCUCCGGCCCCGACUCCGGCCCCUUUCGGCCUGGUGCCGCAGCCCCUGAGCCCCCUCCUGGAGCCCUCCGUGGAACAAAUGCAAUACGACCCUUUCCUCGGCCAGUACGCAAAGCUGCAGCCGCUGGAGCACCAGCCCCCCUCGCCCCCGAUCCACGGCGCACCCCAGCUGCCCAUGCAGCAGCCCCCACCCCAGCAUCAGCCACAGCAGCAGCAUUACCCUCCUCCUCCUUACCAAACGUGCGACUUGCCACAAGUGUGCCCUGCGCCGGAGCCCGACUACGCCAGCCAGCACCAGUAUCCCCAGCAGAGCGCCACUGUAGCAAUGGGCGACGGCGCCCAGAGGAGCUCCGAACCGCCCGGGUCCCAGUCCGGCUACGAGGCGUUAGGUCUGGCGGAGCUGCCGGCCCUCUUCGAUUGUGAGAUGAUGGAGACCGUCGACCCUCAGCACAGCGGCUACGUUUUGGUGAACUAGAAAGAGAAGGCGUCGCUGGGCUGUUCUCGGAAGAAGGUGGAAGCGAAAGACCAGAGACGUGGGUGGGUUUCCCUGUGCGCCCUUUCCUUUAAACACGUGUCGGCUUCAUACCCAGGCCUUGCCCUGAAUGGACAACUAGACAGGCCCUUCUCUCAUUGGUACUAGCAGGGGAUGCCGGAGGAGAGCGGUUCUGCACUUUCAAGGGAAGGAGAGGAAGGUCUCGGAAGGGAAAGAGGCAUCGCGCUUCAAGGAAGGAAGGAAGAAUACAUCUUUGGUAUUCUCUUUGACGUGGAAGCAUAGAUAUGGGACAUACCGUAUGUCUUGGCAAUAAAAGCAAUACAUUUACCCCACUUGGACCUGGACAAAGGUGUGGGGCUGACACUAAGGCGAAUCAGGAACGGAGAUGUGGACUGACUUGUCUCUGAGCCGCUUGAGUCAGGCUCCGUUGCUUUCUUAUCUUGGCUGGUGACUCUUAGGCCCGUCUUGAUGCCCUCUUUGACACCCAGGGCCACCCAUCAUUCCAGGAUUUCCAGCACACUAAAAUGGAUUUGGGAGAUGGCCCAAAGACCAGCGAGAUCAGAGAAGCAAGGGGAAGGGGCCGGAGGGAAGGGAAAGCGGAUCACUGGAGAAGUCGUCAUAAGCUGCCCUCUUGCUUUCCCCUCCUUUUUCAAACGAAGCCGCUCUCCUGGGAUCGCUGGUGGCUUCGUAGGCUUUGUAUAUUUGGACAACUCUUUAGGGAUGUAGCAAUUUAAGGACAACACAAAACGAGCUUAUCAGAAAACCCAUGUGAAGUGAUAGUGCCGUGCCUUUUUUUUUUUGGGUUCUUUUCAAGACUCUUACUAACCUUUCCCCUUCCCUACUUCUUUCCUCCCGAGUAGAAAAAUGCCCCGUUUUGUGUCCGCGCUGAGGCCAAAGUCCCUUCAGAGCCCACGUUCCACCUUUUCCUGGAGCGGUUCUGAGCCGUUCCUCUAUAUAUCCGAAACGUUAAGAAGUAUUACAGCAAUAUCUAGGAAUAUCAAUAACUGUUGGGUUUGCUAACCUCUUCCAACAGCCAAUCUGCUCUGCCAAGCCCUUUGUUGACCACAGAUCCAUAGGAAGAAGACAGUCCCUCGACCGCCUUGCGCGGAAGGAAGUCUUUGUCGGCCUCUGUUACUCUCUCUCUCUUUCUCUCUCGCCAAUUGCUGUUGACAGUGUUAAGGGACGGCACUGGUGCUCUGGAGCAGAUACAGAAUCAAGCACAACACAGAUUGGUUUAAGCACAAAGAUCCGUGGACUUGCAGGGUUGAUUCGGAGCAGUGAGGGAUUCAGUCUGUUUCUUCUACUCCAAGUUGUAAAUGUGACAGCAGAGCAAUUGCAGAGGAGCCUUGACGCAGCCGCUGCCUGUUCUGGAGAUGAGGGGAAACACACCACGUUCCAAGGGAAGGACUAGUUGGACCUGUGACCUCCAAACUCCCGAAUCAGAUGGUUUGGACUUCAUCUCCCAGAAUUCCUGAUAGUUGGCCAUGAAGUCCAAAACCCAUGGAGGAUCCAAGUUUGGGAACCACAGAUCUAGACCAGAGCUUCUUCAAACUAUAGCUCGGGACCCAAAUGGGGUUGCCAUAACCAUAUUCCUUUCUCUCUCUCUUGCCAUCUCCUCUCUCUGCUUCCACCUCUCUCGAGUGUCUCUACUUUCUCCCUCUCACAUCUGUCCUCUCUUUCUCUCUCUCGCACUCAUCUCUCUCUUUCUCUCUCCUCUAUACACUUGAAGUUGUGUAAACAUGUCUCGGGUAAAAGGUGGUUGCAAGUUUUAAAAAAGCAUAAGAAGCUCUGAUGUAGAUCAGCCCAGACUUGGCACCAAACCCAUUUCUCAGCAGAGUACAUUUUACUGAACCCUCAACUUAGAGUCCUCCUCCUACCCAAGUCCCUUCCGCACCCCAUGGUUCUAGCGCUUUGAUUCCACUUUGACUGCCUUGGCUGCGGGUUGGUGUUGCAGGGAGCUCGCAGGGCUCUCCGGCAGAGAUUUCUGCAUACCUCAUGACAUGAUGGGAGAUUCCAUGGAAUGGAUCCACGGCAGUUAAAGCGGAAUAGAAAGGCUGGCCUUAUUCGUCAGAAUGGGGAAGGAAGUCCAGCUGUCCCUACAGACGUGUUCUGUGCUACAAAUCCAAAACCCAUGGGCCCUUUUUAGUCCUUGGCAAGGUAUCCUUGCACCCAGAUCAUCAGAGCCCCUCAGCUUAUACUUGCCAGACAAACAGCAGGCAAAGAACAGCCAUGGGUUGUGAGAGUCAAGAGCAUGGAAUAUUUUUGCCACGUUUUGGAGAUCAUCUCGGGUCCAAAAUAGGAAGCAACUAAACGUUGCCCCCCAAAAAGUCUCUCUUGGACCUAAAAUAGUCAAGGGAUGCCUCCGGAACAUGGCGAAAACGCCCCACGCAUCUCUAAAGAGCAUCAUGGGGCCACAAAAUAGGUUUUGAAGAGAUCUGGAAGGAGUUUUAGGGUUCCUUGGGGGGCCCGAUGCAACUCUCAACCAUAGAUCCUAGAUGAUGGGAGGCAUCUGGUAGGUCUUGCAACACCAACCCGGUUCUCUUUCAAGCCUCCCAAGCAGUGCGGAGAGCGAAUGCUCCAAGUUGGAAGGAUGCCCAUCUCCAACAACAAUGCUCUUCCUUGGCAGACGUGUGAGCAGUCCUCUCUUUGGUCCGGUGAGUCUUGAGAGAAGAGAAGGUUUGUCUCGAGAAGAAGGGCCUGAAUGCCAGCGGAGCAGCAUUCAAGGGCAGAGAGGGGAUCUCAUUGGUUUCUGAAUGUACAAACUAGACGAGUUCCCCCUUCCACUCCCUUUCCAACGCCGUGCCCAUUUGGUGUUACUUCUCUUACCGUAAUAGGGAGCAAAACCCGGGUUCCUCGGCCCCCCUUGAAGGACUGCCUUUCCCUCCUCGGCCUUUUUGCUGCUCCGCAGUAGCUGCUUCUGUCGUGUCUGCCGCGUCCGUCGUUAUAGGAUCUGUGUCUACUACUGUAUAACAACUACUAGCUUUAUGAGUUCUUAAUACAGGUUCCUUUGGAGAGACUUUGGUGAGAGGGUGAGUGUGCGGGAGGGGCGAUGAAACAACCAUUUUUUUUCUUCUUUCCCCCUCCCCAAUCUGGAGACAAGUGCAAUAUGUGUGUGUGGUACGUUCUUUAAUGUAUUUUUUUAAAAUAAAAAGAGUUGAAAGGG